Messenger RNA from Phlebotomus papatasi, 2727 nucleotides. RefSeq names its product ATP-binding cassette sub-family D member 3 (gene Pmp70). Gene Ontology annotation, cellular component: peroxisomal membrane. Gene Ontology annotation, biological process: peroxisome organization; fatty acid beta-oxidation; long-chain fatty acid import into peroxisome. The coding region runs from base 385 to 2367 and encodes 660 amino acids. The transcript is spliced from 8 exons. Lineage: Eukaryota; Metazoa; Arthropoda; Insecta; Diptera; Psychodidae. The record is from RefSeq and is a predicted model, not a curated record. Gene Ontology annotation, molecular function: ATP hydrolysis activity; ATP binding; ABC-type transporter activity.
CAACCUGUCAUUGUUUUUUUCGCAAACUAAAAAAACUUGUCUAUUUUCCUCCACGCGAAAAAGGUCUCAAAUGAAUUGAAUUUCUGCACCUUUCGCAGCCGGUCAGUUGGAGAGUUGAUGCCCGUGAGUGCGGAGUGACUUUGCGUGUGUGGAAAAUCGAGAUUAAAGCUAAAAACGGUGUGAUUUGAGAAAAAUGGAGACAGUGCUGUGAGAAAAUUGAGUGCACUUUGAGAAAAAUCGUGUAAUUGGGCAUUUCCCAGGAAGUUACUGGAUAUUCUCGUGGAGAUUUCAUUUGUGGAUAAAGUGUGUGAUAUUUUCUGAUAGUUACCGAGUCUGUGAAUAGGCCAGAAGAGUACUCUUUUUUUUGUGGCGAGAUUUGUCGUCAUGGCUCCGAGUUUAAGCAAAUUGGCCCAACAUCAAAAUAAAGUCCUGAGUCUCCUGGGCGUCUCAGCUGCUGUCUGGAUAAUCCUCUAUGGCUCCAGAUCCAAUCGCAAUGGGAAGCGAAAGCCCCGUCCGGAAGAUCAGAUCCAGUACCUAAUUACGGAGAAGAAGGACAAGAGGACGCAGAAGGCACAUGUCAAUCGCCUAUUCUUCCGGCAAUUGCGCGUCUUGCUAGGGAUCAUCAUUCCACGUGCCUGGAGUGUGGAGAGUGGCUUGAUGAUCACCGUGGGCCUAUCCCUGAUUGCCAGAUCCAUCAGUGACAUCUGGAUGAUCCAGAAUGCUACGGUGGUUGAGAGUUGUAUCAUCACCAUGAAUAGGCCAAAGUUCAAGAAGGCCUUGUUGAAGUUCUUUGCUGCACUUCCGCUGAUUUCUGUAGUAAAUAAUGUACUUAAGUGGAGUUUGGGAGAGUUGAAGUUGCGAUUUAGGACGAAUUUGUCGAAUCACUUGUACAACGAGUACCUGAAGGGAUUCACAUACUACAAAAUGUCCAAUUUAGACAACAGAAUAGCCAAUGCUGAUCAACUCCUGACCACAGACAUUGACAAAUUCUGUGAGAGCUUCACUGACCUUUACUCAAACGUCAGCAAGCCCGCUCUGGACAUUAUGCUUUAUGUCUAUCGUUUGACAGUGAAUCUGGGUGGUCAGACGCCGUCAAUUCUAUUGGCAUAUCUUCUGUUUGCCGGAAUCUUCCUCACUCACCUCAGACGUCCAACUGGACGUUUGACGGUGCUGGAACAGAAACUUGAGGGUGAAUUCCGGUAUGUUAAUAGUCGUCUGAUCACAAAUUCCGAAGAGAUUGCCUUCUAUCAGGGGAAUAAUCGCGAAAAACUGACGAUUUUCGCGAGUUUCUCAAAGUUAAUGGCUCACAUGAGGAAGUUCCUGGACUUCCGGGUGAGCAUGGGAAUUAUUGAUAACAUUGUGGGCAAGUAUAUUGCUACAAUUGUUGGAUUCUAUGCUGUCUCCCUUCCCUUCUUCGCCAAAGAUCAUCCACUGUUGACUCGUGGAAAGGAAGGUGACAGAUUGAGGAAUUACUACACAUUCGGGAGGAUGCUGGUGAAGUUGGCUGAAGCCAUUGGGCGUUUGGUGUUGGCUGGACGGGAACUUUCUCGUCUGGCGGGAUUCACUCAGCGAAUGACGGAGCUGAAGAGUGUGCUGGCAGAUCUCAAUCAAGGGAAGUAUGAGAGGACAAUGGUGAGCAAUUCCAGUAGCGCUGAUGGAGAAAUUGGCGUCGGCACGGGCAUCAUUGCAUUCCAGGACAACAUUAUCCGCUUCGAUCAAGUGCCUCUGGUCACUCCCAAUGGAGAUAUCCUCGUCAAGGAGCUCACCUUUGAAGUCAAGUCGGGAAUGAACGUUUUGGUGUGUGGACCUAACGGAUGUGGCAAGUCCAGUCUGUUCAGGGUCUUGGGAGAGCUGUGGCCGAUGUGGGGAGGAAAAUUGACAAAACCUCCACGUGGAAAGCUCUUCUACAUUCCACAGAGACCGUACAUGACCCUUGGAACGCUCAGGGAUCAGAUCAUCUAUCCGCAUACGCACGAUGAGAUGCUGCGACGUGGGCGAUCAGAUGAAGAUCUCCUGAGUUACCUGGACCUGGUGCAAUUGUCGUAUCUGCAGGUGAGGGAGAAGGGGCUGGAUGCAAUUGAGGAUUGGAUUGAUGUGCUGUCGGGUGGGGAGAAGCAGAGGAUUGCCAUGGCUAGGCUAUUCUACCAUAGUCCGCAGUUUGCCAUUCUGGAUGAGUGCACGAGUGCGGUGUCGGUGGACGUGGAGGGCAGUAUGUAUCAGUACUGCCGGAAGGUGGGCAUCACGCUGUUCACGGUGUCCCAUCGGAAGUCACUGUGGAAGCAUCAUGAGUACUAUUUGCAAUUCGAUGGGCGUGGAUCGUACGAAUUUGCCCAGAUAGAUGGCAGCACGCAAGAAUUUGGAUCCUAGGGCACCAAAUCCUCAAAUUCCUUCGGCAAUAUCCUGCCGCUCCUUUUCUUCUAGACAAAUGUUCUUUUGCGUCAAUUUUUACUUGUUUUCUUCUUUUAAAUGGUGAAUGGAGAGUGGUUUUCACACGAUUUUAGUGUUAUAGUGGAAACACAUUAACAUAGAACGCCAUCAUAUAAAGUUUCAUUACGUGCAAGUGCAAUGUAAUGAAGCUGAAACAUAACCUUACUUAACCUCACUUUUUUUCGAGGAAUCAAGAAAUUCCUUGCAAUCUGGAAAAAUGUCUUUCCUGAUCUUCCUCAAAAGCUUUCGAUCAUCUUAUUUAAAUAAAUAGUACGAAAUUAAAAAUUUAAAUAUACUUUA